Messenger RNA from Durio zibethinus, 1008 nucleotides. RefSeq names its product pectinesterase 31-like. Gene Ontology annotation, molecular function: pectinesterase activity. Gene Ontology annotation, biological process: cell wall modification; pectin catabolic process. Lineage: Eukaryota; Viridiplantae; Streptophyta; Magnoliopsida; Malvales; Malvaceae. The record is from RefSeq and is a predicted model, not a curated record.
AUGGCGGCUAGGGUAAUAACGGUGUCCCAAGACGGCAAUGGAGACUACCGAACAGUACAGGAAGCAAUAGACGCGGUUCCACUCUGUAACACAUGUCGAACGAUCAUUCGACUGUCACCUGGUGUUUACAAGCAGCCCGUUUAUGUUCCCAAGACUAAGAACUUCAUCACCUUGGUUGGUCUCCGACCUGAGCUCAGUCUUCUUACCUGGAACAAUAACGCUACUAAAACUGAACAUCACCAGGCUUCCAGGGUGAUUGGGACAGGGACGUUUGGCUGUGGGAGUGUGAUUGUGGAAGGAGAGGAUUUCAUUGCAGAGAAUGUCACUUUUGAAAACUCUUCUCCACAGGGUUCUGGGCAAGCUGUGGCAAUCAGAGUAACGGCAGACCGAUGUGCAUUCUAUAAUUGCAGAUUUCUGGGGUGGCAGGAUACUCUCUACCUGCAUUAUGGAAGACAGUACUUGAAAGAUUGCUAUAUUGAAGGAAGCGUGGACUUCAUUUUGGGAAAUAGUACAGCUCUCCUAGAGCAUUGUCAUAUCCACUGCAAGUCAGAUGGUUUUAUAACUGCACAGAGCAGGAAAUCUUCUCAGGAAUCAACUGGUUACGUGUUUUUGAGAUGUGUCAUAACAGGCAACGGAGGGUCUUCAUAUUCAUAUCUUGGGCGUCCAUGGGGACCCUUUGGAAGGGUGGUGUUUGCAUACACUUAUAUGGAUCAAUGUAUCAAACAUGUAGGUUGGAAUAACUGGGGAAAAGCAGAAAACGAGAGAAGUGCUUGCUUUUAUGAGUACAGAUGUUAUGGCCCCGGCUGUUGUCAAUCAAAACGAGUUACUUGGGCUAGGGAACUGCUGGAUGAAGAAGCAGAACAAUUCCUUAUGCAUGGAUUCAUUGACCCUGAUCCAAGCCGACCUUGGCUUGCUCAAAGAAUGGCUCUGAGAAUACCAUAUUCUGCUUAGAAGUCACCAUGGAAGCUGGCAUGCGUUGAUAAUCAGCGAUGUAAUGGAUUUUCACCU